Messenger RNA from Leptopilina boulardi, 2745 nucleotides. It is a transcript of the gene Sec23, whose product is annotated as protein transport protein Sec23A. Lineage: Eukaryota; Metazoa; Arthropoda; Insecta; Hymenoptera; Figitidae. Gene Ontology annotation, molecular function: zinc ion binding; GTPase activator activity. Gene Ontology annotation, biological process: endoplasmic reticulum to Golgi vesicle-mediated transport; COPII-coated vesicle budding; COPII-coated vesicle cargo loading. The transcript is spliced from 12 exons. Gene Ontology annotation, cellular component: endoplasmic reticulum exit site; COPII vesicle coat. The coding region runs from base 183 to 2510 and encodes 775 amino acids. The record is from RefSeq and is a predicted model, not a curated record.
GUGACGUGGCCCAAGUGACGGCUGCACGAGUCAUUAAAAAAAAAGAAUGUGUGUUUAAUUAAGUGAAAUUGUUAACUGCUUGUGAAAAAUGUUGUAAAAAUAAUGUUCUAAAAAGUGUUUAAAAUAUAAUAAUUAUUAGUUAUUUGUCAUAUAAGCGGUAGGAAAUUGUAAACAAAAGCAUCAUGACCACUUAUGAGGAAUUUAUUCAACAAAAUGAAGAUCGUGAUGGUGUUCGAUUUACAUGGAAUGUUUGGCCAUUGUCACGUGUUGAUGCAACACGACUUGUUGUACCAUUGGGAACACUUUUUCAACCAAUAAAAGAACGUAGCGAUCUUCCAGCAAUUCAAUAUGAUCCGGUACCAUGUAAUAGACCAAAUUGCCGAGCAAUUCUUAAUCCCCUCUGUCAAGUUGAUUAUCGUGCAAAACUUUGGGUUUGCAAUUUUUGCUUUCAAAGAAAUCCUUUUCCACCUCAAUAUGCUGCGAUUUCUGAACAACAUCAACCUGCCGAAUUAAUUCCAAUGUACUCGACAAUUGAAUAUACGAUUAUGAGAGCACAAUGUUUGCCACCGAUUUUUUUACUUGUUGUUGAUACUUGUAUGGAUGAUGAAGAAUUGGGAGCUUUAAAAGAUUCUCUUCAAAUGUCUCUAUCAUUGCUUCCACCAAAUGCACUUAUUGGUUUGAUUACAUUUGGUAAAAUGGUCCAAGUUCAUGAAUUAGGUUGUGAGGGCUGUAGUAAAAGUUAUGUAUUCCGAGGUACUAAGGAUCUUCAACCUAAGCAAAUACAAGAUAUGUUAGGAAUUGGAAGACCAGUACCGGGUCAAAAUCCAAAUCAACAAAGGGGACCAAACGCACAGCCUUUGCCACCUGCAAAUCGAUUUUUGCAACCAAUUCACAAAUGUGACAUGAGCUUAACGGAUCUUUUAGGCGAAUUGCAAAAAGAUCCUUGGCCCGUAGCGUCAGGAAAACGGUAUCUUCGUUCAACUGGCGUUGCACUCGCGGUUGCAACCGGAUUACUCGAGGCUAGCUACGCAAAUACUGGCGCAAGAAUCAUGCUUUUCGUUGGAGGACCAUGUUCCCAAGGUCCUGGUCAAGUUGUCACUGACGAUCUUCGUCAACCAAUAAGAUCACAUCACGAUAUUCACAAGGACAAUGCAAAACAUUUGAAGAAAGCAACUAAACAUUAUGACGGUUUAGCUGCCCGUGCAGCUGCAAAUGGUCAUGUUAUUGAUAUUUAUUCAUGUGCACUUGAUCAAACGGGUCUUUUGGAAAUGCGUCAAUGUUGUAAUUCAACGGGUGGUCAUAUGGUAAUGGGCGAUUCAUUUAAUUCAACAUUAUUUAAACAAACGUGGCAACGUGUUUUUGCUAAAGAUUCAAAGGGUGAUUUAAAAAUGGCAUUUAAUGCAACACUCGAAAUAAAAACAUCACGUGAAAUAAAAGUAUGCGGUGCAAUUGGACCAUGCGUAUCGCUUGGCGUUAAAGGAGCAAGUGUUGCCGAUCAAGAAGUUGGAUUAGGUGGUACAUGUCAAUGGAAAUUUUGUUCAUUAACACCAUCAACAACGACGGCAUUAUUUUUUGAUGUUGUCAAUCAACAAGCGGCACCAAUUCCACAGGGUGGAAGGGGAUGUAUUCAAUUUAUCACACAAUAUCAACAUUGUAGUGGACAGAGGAGAAUUCGUGUCACGACAAUUGCAAGAAAUUGGGUGGAUGCAUCGACGUCGUUACAUCAUGUUAGCGCAGGAUUCGAUCAAGAGGCAGCUGCAGUUUUAAUGUCGAGAUUAGCAGUAUUUAGAAGUGAAUCUGAUGAUGGAGCUGAUGUUCUUCGUUGGGUUGAUAGAAUGCUUAUUAGACUCUGUCAAAAGUUUGGAGAAUAUUCAAAAGAUGAUCCAAAUAGUUUUAGACUCGCUGAAAAUUUCUCUUUAUAUCCACAAUUUAUGUAUCAUCUUCGUCGUUCGCAAUUUCUUCAAGUAUUUAAUAAUUCUCCGGAUGAAACAAGUUUUUAUAGGCAUAUGUUGAUGAGAGAAGACUUAACAAAUUCUUUGAUAAUGGUUCAGCCGAUUUUGUACAGUUAUGGUUUUGGUGGUCCACCUGAACCAGUUUUACUUGACACUUCAUCAAUUCAACCUGAUAGAAUUCUUUUAAUGGACACAUUUUUCCAAAUUCUAAUAUUCCACGGAGAAACAAUAGCCCAGUGGCGACAAUCAAAGUAUCAAGAUCUUCCAGAGUAUGAGAAUUUUCGACAAUUACUUGCUGCACCAAAAGAUGAUGCCGAUGAAAUUUUAGCAGUAAGAUUUCCAGCUCCCAGGUAUAUUGACACUGAACAAGGAGGUUCACAAGCACGAUUUCUUUUGAGUAAAGUGAAUCCAAGUCAAACGCAUAAUAAUAUGUAUGCUUAUGGAGCGGGGAUGCCGAUUCCUAGCGGGGAAAGUGGAGCUCCUGUUUUAACAGACGAUGUAAGUCUUCAAGUGUUUAUGGAGCAUCUAAAAAAAUUAGCCGUUUCGUCCACUGUUUAAAUUUAAAUUCUUAUGAUUAUUGCAGAACUAUAAGCAAAGAAAGAGAAAAUGAAAUUUAUAUUGUAAUUAUAAAUCUUAAUUUAAAUUUAAUAGAAUCAAGUUUACGUAUAUAUUAAUAAGGAAAUUAAGGUUGUCAUGAAUUUAUUCCAAUGUGUAAUGUACCACAAUGCAUUUUUUAAAAAAUUCGUAUUGUAAAAAAAAAUUAUAAAAAUAAAUAAUUAUUGAUAAAAAAAAA